Molecule: messenger RNA, 1065 nt
Organism: Eremothecium gossypii ATCC 10895
Lineage: Eukaryota; Fungi; Ascomycota; Saccharomycetes; Saccharomycetales; Saccharomycetaceae
Gene: GRE3
Product: trifunctional aldehyde reductase/xylose reductase/glucose 1-dehydrogenase (NADP(+))
Exons: 1
Coding region: 1-1065 (354 amino acids)
Cellular component (GO): cytosol
Molecular function (GO): aldose reductase (NADPH) activity
Source: RefSeq, marked provisional
AUGGUAUAUAAGCAGUUGUAUAUGCGUGGAACACCACCAGAUUUAUCAAGGUGCAUUACAGGCCAGGACAUCGCAAUGGUCAUGAACGUCAGAACUAUUAAGCUGAACAACGGUGCGGACAUGCCCCUCGUGGGGCUCGGGUGCUGGAAGAUUCCGAACGAGGUCGCGGCCGAGCAGGUCUACGAGGCCAUCAAGCUGGGCUACCGGUUGCUGGACGGGGCGGAGGACUACGCCAACGAGCGCGAGGUGGGCCAGGGCAUCCGGCGCGCCAUCGACGAGGGGCUGGUGCGGCGCGAGGAGCUUUUCGUCGUGUCCAAGCUGUGGAACAACUACCACCGCCCUGAGGACGUGGGAAAGGCGCUGCAGCGCACGCUGAGCGACCUGGGGCUGGACUACCUGGACCUGUUCUACAUCCACUUCCCGCUGGCGUUCAAGUUCGUGCCCCUGGAGGAGCGCUACCCUGCCGGACUGUACACCGGCGCCGCCGAUGAGCAGGCCGGCCGCCUCGCACAGGAGCCCGUGCCGCUCAUCGAGACGUACCGCGCGCUCGAGCAGCUCGUGGACGAGGGGCGCAUCCGCGCGAUCGGGCUGUCGAACUUCCAGGGCUGCCUGGUACAGGACCUGCUGCGCGGGUGUCGCAUCCGCCCCGCCGCGCUGCAGAUCGAGCACCACCCCUACCUGACGCAGGAGCGCCUCGUGCAGUACGCCAAGAGCGAGGGCCUCGCCGUCGUCGGCUACUCGUCCCUCGGGCCGCAGUCCUUCCUCGAGCUCGGCAACACCGCGGCGCAGAACGCCGCGCCGCUGCUGCAGCACGAGGUUGUGUGCCGCAUCGCCGAGCGCCACACCGCCACGCCCGCAGAGGUGCUGCUGCGCUGGGCUACCCAGCGCGACAUCGCCGUGAUCCCCAAGUCCUCGCGCAAGGAGCGCCUCGCCACCAAUCUCCGUGUCGACGAGGCCCUCACGCUCGCUGACGACGAGCUGCGCGAGCUCUCGUCGCUCAACUGCGGCCUGCGCUUCAACGACCCCUGGGACUGGUCCGCCCAGCCACUGCCAACCUUUAUCUAG